Menidia menidia (Atlantic silverside) is the source of this 1176-nucleotide messenger RNA. The record is from the annotation of a GenBank genome assembly. NCBI's taxonomy places the organism in Eukaryota, Metazoa, Chordata, Actinopteri, Atheriniformes, Atherinopsidae.
AUGGAGCUCACCAUGGAGAACCUGCACAGCGUCUCCUCGCAUUCCCAGGCGGGAGACCUCAUGAGCUCGCCGCACGCGCGACCGUCUCCCGCCCCCAGCUCCACGCCGCGGAACCUGGUCUCCCACGCUCCCGGCGCGCGCUCGGCCAUGGUCUCCGGCAUGGCCUCCCUCCUGGAGGGCUCCGGAGGGGACUACCGCGCAGACCCCUCCGCCCUGUCCGGACACCUCCAUCCCUCCAUCAGCAUGUGCGAGACCGGGAUGAGCCUUAGCAACACCUACACCACCCUGACCCCUCUGCAGCAUCUACCUCCGAUAUCCACCGUGGCGGACAAGUUCCACCACCCCCACUCCCACCACCACCACGCCGCCGCCGCCCACCAGCGGCUCUCCGCCGGGAACGUCAGCGGGAGCUUCACGCUGAUGCGCGACGACCACCGGGGGCUGACGUCCAUGGGCAAUCUGUACGGUCACUACCCCAAAGAGAUGUCCGUGUCCGCCAUGGGCCACAGCUCGCUCUCCCCGCUGUCCAGCGGUCUGGGCUCCCUGCACAACUCCCAGCAGUCGCUCUCCGCCUACGGUCCCGGCGCGCACCUGUCCACCGACUCCAAAAUGCUUUCCCCGGUGUCGGGGUUCGAGUCCCACGCGUCCAUGCUGUCCCGAAGUGACCCGGAGCACCUGGCCAGGAGUUUAGGGGGCCACGGCCACGGCAUGAUCUCCAACCUCAACGGCAUGCACCACCACCCGCACGGUCACCUGCACUCCCAGGCGAACGGCGCGGUGCUGCUGGGGGACCGGGAGAGGCACGGUCACGGGGGGGCCGGCCAGGGAGUAUCAGGGUCAGGCAUCCAGGCGGAGGAGAUCAACACAAAGGAGGUGGCUCAGAGGAUAACGGCGGAGUUAAAGCGGUACUCUAUCCCGCAGGCUAUAUUCGCCCAAAGGAUCUUAAGCCGGUCGCAGGGCACCCUCUCAGACCUGCUCCGGAACCCCAAACCCUGGAGUAAACUCAAGUCAGGCCGGGAGACAUUCAGGAGGAUGUGGAAGUGGUUGCAGGAGCCCGAGUUUCAACGGAUGUCUGCUCUCCGUAGUCCGUCCAGGGCGGGAGAGGGCCCGUCUCACCGCACACAAAGCCCGAUCUCAUCCGUCCGUCCAGGCGUCGACUAGCAGCAGCACGGUGCG